Molecule: messenger RNA, 318 nt
Organism: Microsporum canis CBS 113480
Lineage: Eukaryota; Fungi; Ascomycota; Eurotiomycetes; Onygenales; Arthrodermataceae
Exons: 2
Coding region: 1-318 (105 amino acids)
Source: RefSeq, a predicted model, not a curated record
AUGCGUCUCCUAUACUGGAUUGCGGCCACCUUGCCUUUGGCCUCUGCUGUCCCCGUCGCCCCUCAGGAUAAAACCCUGACUAGAGGGUCAAACGUCCACCCCAGACAACUCGGCAACGUCCUUACCCUCGCCAAGGGCGACGACCCCAUUAGCAAACUCCUUCGAAACUACAGCGGCGGCUCUCUCAGUAGCCGUGACAUGGCUUCAAAGCACGAGCCAAGAGGUGCCGCAGGGCCCCUUGACAGCAUCACAAACACCCUUGCAGGUCUAACUGGCAAAGGCAGCGUUUCAGGUUUAUUAAACAGUGGCUCGAAAUAA